GUUUUUUAACCAGUCACAGCCAUUCAUUCGCUGCAGCUCGCUGGGCUUACUGACAGGAAGCAUCUCUAUCUUUGAGGCACUUGCUCUCCCCCCCCUUCCCCUCCCACCAUGGCUACAGACUCGAUGGAGAUUGACGACUCUCUUUACAGCCGCCAGCGAUAUGUGCUUGGAGACAGUGCCAUGCACCAGAUGGCCCAGUCCUCAGUCUUUCUCAGUGGAAUGGGAGGACUGGGAGUAGAGAUAGCAAAAAAUAUUGUCCUGGCUGGUGUAAAGGCAGUCACGCUUCAUGACACAAAACAGUGUGAGACCUGGGAUCUUGGCUCCAACUUCUUUAUCCGCAAAGAGGAUGUUUUGAGCCAGAGGAGGAGGGUGGAGGCAGUGUGCCCUCACGUUGCAGAGUUGAACCCUUAUGUCCACGUUGACAUGUCUUUCUCUGCUCUUGACGACAACACUGAUCUCGGUUUUCUCAGAAGGUACCAGUGUGUGAUUUUGACUGAGGCCAGAUUGAGCCUACAGAAGAGAGUAAAUGAGUUCUGCCACUCACAACAACCCCCUAUCAGAUUCAUCAGCUGUGACGUGUACGGUAUCUGUGCACGAGUGUUUUGUGAUUUUGGAGAAGAGUUUGAGGUGUUCGACCCCACAGGAGAGGAGCCCAAGGAGGUUUUCAUUCAAAGUAUCACUCAGGAUAAUCCUGGGGUGGUAACCUGCAUGGACAACCAACCCCACGGCCUACAGACAGGGCAGAGUGUUGUUUUCAGAGAGGUCGGUGGCAUGGUGGAGCUCAACGGCACAUCUCGGCAGGUUUCAGUCCUUUCUUCUCACAGCUUUGCAAUAGGAGACACAUCUCAGCUACAACCAUACACACAUGGAGGUUUCUUUGUCAUGGUGAAAACCCCUAAAAUGUACAGAUUUGAAACAUUAGAGCGACAGCUGUGUGAACCUCGGGUCCUGACUCCGGACUUCAGUAAACCAGAGGCCCCACUUCAAAUCCAUGCUGGCAUGUUGGCACUGGACACCUUCCAGGAGCAGCACAGUAGACUUCCUAACACUGGGUGUUUACAGGAUGCUGAGGUUUUACUAAAGCUGACUGAGGAAGUGAAUGCAGCUCUCAAGAGCAAAGCUUCUGUGAAUACUGAGCUAGUACGCUGCCUUUCAAGGACAGCAAGGGGUGCUCUCCCUCCAUUAGCAGCAGCUGUUGGAGGUUUAGCCAGUCAGGAAGUUCUUAAGGCCAUCACAGGGAAGUUUGCACCCCUGCAGCAAUGGUUUUAUCUUGACGCUAUUGAGGUAGUCAAGCCACUUCAGCCUCUUUCUGCUGAGGAGUUUUCCCCUAGGGGUGAUCGAUAUGAUGGAUUACGAGCUUGCAUUGGUGACUCACUGUGUUUACAACUACACAAGCUAAGGGUCUUUAUGGUUGGCUGUGGAGCAAUAGGCUGUGAGAUGCUGAAAAACUUUGCCCUGCUUGGAAUUGGAUUGGCCAAGAACUCAGGGGAGGUGUGCAUCACAGACCCAGACCUCAUAGAAAAGUCUAACCUCAACAGGCAGUUUCUCUUCAGGCCACAUCAUAUACAGAAACCCAAAAGUACCACAGCAGCAGAGGCUACUCAUGAUAUAAACCCAGACCUACAGGUGGAAGCUCACCUCAACAAGGUGUGUCCGGCUACUGAGAACAUCUACAAUGACUCAUUCUACUCUUCAUUAAACAUAGUGGUCACUGCGCUGGACAACGUAGAGGCACGGAGAUAUGUGGACAGCCGCUGUGUAUCCAAUCAGAGGCCUCUCCUAGACUCUGGCACCAUGGGAACUAAAGGGCACACCGAAAUCAUUGUGCCAAACUUGACAGAGUCUUACAAUAGCCAUAGGGACCCCCCAGAAGAGGAGAUCCCAUUCUGCACUCUCAAGUCUUUUCCUUCUGUUAUAGAGCACACCAUCCAGUGGGCCAGAGAUAAGUUUGAGAGUGCCUUUGUCCACAAGCCCUCCAUGUACAACUCGUUCUGGCAGACCCAUUCCUCGGCUGAGGUGGUGCUGCAGAGGAUGCAGGCAGGGGAAAGUCUGGAAGGGUCAUUCCAGGUCAUAAAGCUGCUGAGCAGACAGCCCACUCAGUGGGAACAAUGCGUCGCUGUUGCUCGUCUGAAAUUUGAGAAAUAUUUCAAGAGAAAGGCCCUACAGCUGCUGCACUCUUUCCCCCUGGACACAAGGUUAAAAGAUGGAAGUUUGUUUUGGCAGUCUCCAAAAAGACCACCAACACCUCUUGAAUUUGACUUGAAAGACUCUUUGCACUUUGCUUUCAUUGUGAGCACUGCCCGGCUCUUCGCAGGGAUUUAUAACAUCCCUUAUUCAGAAAGGGUGGGUGAACGGUUACAGAUGAGUCCACUUCAGUUUGAAAAGGAUGAUGACAGCAACGGUCACAUGGACUUUGUCGCAUCAGCAUCCUCUCUCAGAGCCAUCAUGUACUCCAUUGAGCCAGCUGACAGACUUAAGACCAAACGCAUUGCUGGGAAGAUAAUCCCCGCCAUUGCCACGGCAACAGCUGCAGUGGCUGGUUUGGUGGCGCUGGAGUUGAUCAAGGUGGUUGGAGGCUUCGGGUUUGAAUCGCACAAAAACUGCUUCUUUAACUUGGCCAUUCCUGUAGUCGUUCUUACCGAGCCUGCUGCAGUCAAACAGACACUCAUCAGGAACAACAUCUACUACACCAUCUGGGACUGCUGGACUGUCUUUGGCCACGAGGACUUCACUCUCUCUGACUUCAUGAAUGCUGUCAGGGAAAAGUAUGGAAUUGAACCCACUAUGGUCGUCCACGGUGUAAAGAUGCUCUAUGUGCCUGUGAUGCCUGGACACUCCAAGAGGCUCAAAUUGACGAUGCAUAAACUAAUCAAGCCAUCAGUGGACCGCCGCUACGUAGACCUUACUGUGUCAUUUGCUCCCGAGGCAGAUGGAGAUGAGGACCUCCCUGGUCCUCCGGUCAGGUACUACUUCAGCCCCGAUGGCGAGACUCCCUGACACCUCCCUCAAUGUCAUCCUCAAGCCUCUUGUGUCCUUAUUUCCCUUCUUUUAUGUAAAUUGUUACACCCCAAUUGCUUUGGCAUGGGCCAAGAGUUUUCCCUCAGGAUGUUACCUGACAAAGUCAAAACUCCUUGCCUUAGCACAAACCCCUCUUGUACUUCAUGGAGCAAGAAAAGCCAGUUGUGGUCCCAGUUCUGUUUUUGUUUUUUUGUUGUUGUUUUCCCCUGUUGCCUAAGAUCUAGCCAGUGGAACACAAGGAGUAGCACUUAUAAUUAUACCUGUGUACAUAUACUUUGUUCCUUUUUUCUUUUUUACUCUGGUGAAAUGCACAGCUCUGGUUGUGUCGAUGCCUUAAUUGAUUAUUAACCUUUUUUUUUCUGUUUGUGGCAGCGAGUCUGACUAAAAUCUGUGUUUACAGGAAUCUUUAAACUCCCGACACACAGACCCAUUUAGUUGUUGUGUUCAACUUUUUUCUUUUUUUUUUUUGUGAGUUUAACUUUUGGCACAAUAAAAACAAGUAGUUGGUAGGCCUCGCAACAUCUUCGUCCUCUGAGUUCUUUGAGAAUAUUGCCAACCACAAAUUUGCCAAUUAUUUUCUGUCUCCCUCUAUAGAAAUAAAAUUUAAAAAAA
This is a messenger RNA of Pundamilia nyererei, 3630 nucleotides long. RefSeq names its product ubiquitin like modifier activating enzyme 6 (gene uba6). Gene Ontology annotation, biological process: protein sumoylation. The coding region runs from base 109 to 2997 and encodes 962 amino acids. Gene Ontology annotation, molecular function: SUMO activating enzyme activity. The record is from RefSeq and is a predicted model, not a curated record. Lineage: Eukaryota; Metazoa; Chordata; Actinopteri; Cichliformes; Cichlidae. Gene Ontology annotation, cellular component: cytoplasm; SUMO activating enzyme complex. The transcript has 30 exons.